Paramecium octaurelia is the source of this 1804-nucleotide messenger RNA. Lineage: Eukaryota; Ciliophora; Oligohymenophorea; Peniculida; Parameciidae. The record is from the annotation of a GenBank genome assembly.
AUGAAAGUGUUUACGUGUUAAGAUAUCGAGCAUGAAGGAGAAACUAUUUAAGGAUUCUGUUUAAAUGCAAGAUGUAAAGAUUCAAAACCUCAGUUCUGUCUAUAAUGUGGAUAUGAUCCUAAGAAACACCCUAAUUGCAAGAAAGAUCUAAAAGGAUUUGAUUAAAUUUAAAGUUUUAUCACGAAAUUCAAUUAGAAUAUACUUGAUUUAGCAACAUAAUUGAAUAAAUCCUUUGCACAAGUGAAAAUAAAAUAUGAAGAAUUCUCAAUAUAAUUGGAGAAUAUGAAAAUAUAAUUAGUUAAGAUUUCUGAAUGUUUUAGCCAAUAAGAUUAUUCAUAAAUGAAAGCCAAUUUGUAAGUGAUAAAAGAAUGGUAUCAAUAUUUAAAUAAUUAAGAGGAGAUCAUGAAGUAGAAUUAAAUUGGUAUUUUAUAUAAGUAAUAUUUAUAGGGACUUAAUUAGUUAGAAUAAAAAAAAUGAUUUAGGCUUUGGAUUUAGGCUUUGGAUUUAGAUAAAGGAGUAUAAUAAAUUAUAGAUAAUAAACAAGAUAAUAACAACCCUCUCUACUAAGGUAUUCUAGUGUUUUUAAAUAAAAUUAGGAAUAUAAUUAUUAAAUUAGUAGAAAUGGUAGGAGGCUAAUGAAAAAAUUACUGAAUACAUAGAAUUAUCAGAAAAAUAAUAAUCGUUGGGAACUUUCUUUAAAAGUAUUUUUGAUUCUUUUAUAUAUAAUUAGGUAUUGCUUUAAUUGAAAUGUAAUAACCAGGAUAAGGAAUGAUUAUGAGGGAAUAGGCGAAAAAGAUUAAUAAUAACUUGUAUAGAGAUCUAUUAGAUUAUUCGAAUGAAUAAUUAAGGAAAAACCCAUAAAAUACAUUUAUUUUAAUCGCAAAAAGUAAUUGAAAUAUUAAUUUACAUAGGCUAUACAUUAAACGAAGUAAAGUAAUUCUAAUAGGCUAUUGAGUUAUGCGAAUAGGUUUUAAGAGAGGAUCCUUAACAUCUUCAUGCUUUAUAUACAAAAAGUAAUCAUUUAUAUUAAAAAAUAGGCUUUUCUUUAGAUGAAUUGAAACAGCAUUCAUAAGCAAUUGUGUUUAUUGAUGUAGCUCUAAAAUUGAAUCCAUAGUAUAUUAUUGGUUAUUUUAAUAAAGGUUUAAAAUAUCUUGAUUUAUUAGGAAGAACCUUACUUUUUCUAAAGUAAUAUAGCGAUGCAAUUGUCUGCUAUGAUAAAGCAAUCCAAUUAGAUUCCACUUAUGCAAUGGCCUAUAUGAAUAAAGGUUUGCAAUUUUUUAAUUGUAUUAGGCGUAGCUUUACAUAAUCUUAAAUAAUAUGACGAUGCAAUGGCUUAAUAUGAUAAAGUAAUCCAACUAGAUCCCACUUUCGCAAUGGUCUAUAUGAAUAAAGGUUUGCAUUUUUUUGAUUAUAUUAGGUUUAGCCUUAGAUAAACUUAAAUAAUAUAACGAUGCCAUGGCUCACUACGAUAAAGCAAUCCAACUAGAUCCCUCUCAUGCAAAGGCCUAUUUGAAUAAAGGUUUGCAAUUUUUUUGAUUUUUUUAGGUUUAGCCUUACUAAAUUUUCUUCAGAAAUAUAACGAUGCAAUUGUUUACUAUGAUAAAGCAAUCCAACUAGAUCCCACCUAUGCAAAGGCCUAUAAAAAAAAAGGUUUGCAAAAUUUUUGAUUGUAUUAGGGGAUGUAUUAAAAAUAAUCAAGAAUUACUCUUUAGCUUUAAAGAAUUAUGAACAGGCAAUCUUAAACUGUCAAUCAGAUUAGGAGGAAUUUAAACGUUUAAUUGUGGAAUUAAAAAAUCAAAAAUGA